This is a messenger RNA of Sparassis crispa, 519 nucleotides long. Its product is annotated as EKC/KEOPS complex subunit BUD32. The transcript has 4 exons. Bases 1 to 519 code for a protein of 172 amino acids. Gene Ontology annotation, cellular component: cytosol; nucleus; EKC/KEOPS complex. Gene Ontology annotation, biological process: protein phosphorylation. NCBI's taxonomy places the organism in Eukaryota, Fungi, Basidiomycota, Agaricomycetes, Polyporales, Sparassidaceae. Gene Ontology annotation, molecular function: protein serine/threonine kinase activity; ATP binding. The record is from RefSeq and is a predicted model, not a curated record.
AUGGUAGAUGCUGCACAAGGCAUCCUAGGCAUUGAAUGGAUAGAAGGACAGAGCGUGCGCUUUCUGCUUGGCCGCGGCGCAGAGGGUGAGGACGAAACAGAAGAGAUCGAGGAAGGCGACGAACAAGUGGAAGACGAUCCUCUCCUGGAGUAUGGUGUUACCCAAGACAAUAUAAUGCAGAUGAUCGGCACCGAGAUCGCGAAGACGCAUCAGGCGGAUAUCGUCCAUGGUGAUCUCACGACCUCAAACAUGCUCCUCCGACAUCCGUCCUCACCGAAGGGUGUGCAGCUUGUGCUAAUUGACUUCGGCUUGGCCUACACCUCUGCUCUGGUUGAAGACAAAGCUGUCGAUCUGUACGUUCUCGAGCGCGCAUUCUCCUCGACACAUCCGGCUUCCGAGUCCCUCUUUGCCUCGGUACUAAAGGCGUACGAGGUCAAGAUGGGAAAGGAUUGGCUUCCGAUCGCUAGAAGACUAGAUGAUGUCCGUCUCAGAGGUCGGAAGCGUAGUAUGGUCGGUUGA